Helicoverpa armigera (cotton bollworm) is the source of this 3919-nucleotide messenger RNA. Its product is annotated as GTP-binding protein Di-Ras2. Gene Ontology annotation, biological process: signal transduction. Bases 269 to 898 code for a protein of 209 amino acids. Gene Ontology annotation, cellular component: plasma membrane. Gene Ontology annotation, molecular function: GTP binding; GTPase activity; GDP binding. The transcript has 4 exons. The record is from RefSeq and is a predicted model, not a curated record. NCBI's taxonomy places the organism in Eukaryota, Metazoa, Arthropoda, Insecta, Lepidoptera, Noctuidae.
CAAAGAUUUUGUACGCUGUGCAGUACCGAUAAUUUUGUAUUGGUUUGCUUUUUGCAGUGGGGCGUUGUAAAUCAAAACCAGAAGAAAAAAUAUUAGAAAUGAUGAAAAUUUAGCAUGGGAUAUAGUGCUAUAGCCUUCAGCAAAUUGUAUUCAACCUGGAAUCGUAUUGUUAUGCUAAAGAUGUUUUAAAGUGGUUGUUACAUUAUAACAAUCAGUAUUUGGCAUUUUGAAUUGAUUUCGAAGGAUAAUCUAAUUCUAAAAAUAAGUAAUGCCGGAGCAAAGUAAUGAUUAUCGUGUUGUAGUUUUUGGUGCGGGUGGCGUUGGAAAAAGUUCUCUUGUGCUUCGAUUUGUGAAAGGUACAUUCAGAGAAUCAUACAUACCCACCAUCGAGGAUACCUAUAGACAGGUAAUAAGCAGCAACAAGACAAUAUGCACAUUACAAAUAACUGAUACAACUGGAUCACAUCAGUUCCCUGCUAUGCAAAGAUUAUCAAUUAGCAAGGGACAUGCAUUUAUAUUGGUGUAUUCUGUGAGCAGUCGGCAGUCCCUAGAAGAACUUAAGCCAAUAUGGCAAACAAUAAAGGAAAUAAAAGGCACAGAGCUUCCAAAUAUACCAGUAAUGCUGGCAGGUAAUAAAUGUGAUGAGAGCCCAGAGAUAAGAGAAGUGUCCGCAUCAGAAGGGCAAGCCCAGGCUCAAACAUGGGGCAUCUCAUUCAUGGAGACAUCUGCUAAAACAAAUCACAAUGUCACACAACUUUUCCAGGAAUUGUUGAACAUGGAGAAAAACAGAAAUGUGUCACUUCAAGUGGAUGGUAAAGGCAAAAAAAAGAAAGACAAAGCAUCAAAAGAUGGGGGUGAAGCAUCUGCCAGUGGAAGAGAGAAAUGUAGGAUAAUGUAAAUAUGAGAAACACUCCAAUAAUAUCUAAUCCCACCAAUCGUAUAACAAUAAUUGCUAGUCAUUUUGAUCCUAGUCAUUAAAUCCAUGUCCCAGCUAAGUUAUUUACCAAAUAUAGAUUGUAAGUAAUGCCCAUAUCGCAUAUAAGCAAGAAGCAUGCAAAAUGUAGUAUAGUAAUUACAAUGCCUUUUAAAUAAACUUAGUUCCCACUGUGAUGGAGCUUAGAAAUCAUUGAAAACCUACAUGUUUUGCUAAUUGUUAGUUACUAAUUAUUUAAUAAUGACUGACACGACAAAGAGAUGAGGAACAUUCCAUAAUAUUGUUAGUGUGAAAAUACAACGAAAUUAAGUCUUAUAGGACUUACUGUUAAAGAAUUAUACAUACUGAGCUGUUAUAUAAAACAAUAUUGCCUAUGAAACACAUUCAUAAUGUGACCAGCUUUUUAUUAUUCAUUACACACUUAUCAAAUAAGUAAAUAAGUAGUUUUCAUGUAUUGUACAUGGUUUUAAUUUUUAACGAUUAAAUUAUCAGCAUAAAUAUUGUUAUCGAGAUGAAACCAGUUUGGUGGACAUUGUUUGGUGGGCGUUGUUGAUAAUGGGUAAUGUCAUUAUGGGAUGUUUAUGCAGUGCCAAAUAGUAGCAGCUACAUAGAAGCCUUUAGUUCAAAUUCCUUUAUUUGAAAGUCAUAUUGGAAAUAAGUAUGUUCUCCAGAAUGUAGCAAUUUGACAUCAUUGCAAAAUGGUAUAUGCUUACUCACUUGGCUUUGUCACUAUUUGCUAGAAAACUUGAAUCAACUUGAUAGAUGUAGCAUAAUGAGCUACUACAAUUUCACACAUUCCAUAAAUUGUGAUUUAAUCCCUAUAAACAUAGAAUAAGCACUGUAUUAAAAAUAUUUGACAAUAUAUACUUACAUAGGUACUGUAGCAUAUUCACAAUAUAAUCUCGCAGUGACAUUAUCGAUUUUGAUUAUAUGUAGUAUUUUUUGUUAUUGUAUAUGUUUACAGUUAAAUACUUAUCUAGUCAUUAUUAUAUAAAAAUAAUAGCUAUCGCUAGUUAUUUAAUGCACUUUAUUUAAUAUCACUCACAUAUCCAGUUAUAUAGAUUUGUCCACGAUGUAUAUAAGUAUCUAGUCGAUUAUUAUUGUACAAAUAAUAUAUUUUGAAUUAUGUGUAUGCAUGAAAUGUAAAGUUGCUAACCUGAUAGUGCAGCAAAUCGAAAAAAAUAUGUCUUGGGUUAAAUUAGACCAUACUUUUGUUCUGAUUAGAAUUGAUCUGUUUUCCUUCUGCAUAAUUUUACUAAAGAUAUUUUCGAAUGCUGUUGCAGUCGGAAGUAAAAUUUACAUAAUGGUUAUAGUACAUUCAGUUUAGCCUGUGAUGUACCUAUUUUAAAUGUUCUUUUAGUCAAAUGAAACUAUAAUAAAAAUGUUCAGUCACAGCAAGUGUUAACUGGGAUGCAAUGUUUGAAAAAAAAAAUGGUCAAGUACUAAACCAGUAAAAUUAUUUAAAAGAUAAUAAUGUUAUAUUAUUUAACAGAUGUGAUUGUUUCGAAUCAGUACUAAAUCAUAAGAUUAUUAUUAAUGUUAUAUUCUGUUUGAAUGUAUAUCUAAUGACAUUUCAAUAUUGUGCACAUAAGUUGAUAAUGUAUUUGCACGUUUACUUACGAAUAUUUGCUUAUUGGCAGAAUCUAUAAAGUAUCGUAUUUAUAGAGAUAAAAUUGUUGAACACUGAAUUGUUAUAGCUGGACCAAAGUUGUUUCGUGUUGAUUGACGUAAGUUAACAGUGUAGUAAGUGUACUUGUCUAUUUUUCGUACUCUUGUCUUUUCAACUAUCCUAAUUUUCUAUACACUUGGUACAGUUCGCGCCAAAUAAUUUUGCAUCUCUGAAGUUAGCUAAUUGAUUCCUUGCGUUUUUGAGUAACUUUGCUUGUCUUAAAUAGUUAACUUCAGAGACGCAAAGUUUUGGUGCGAAGUGUUAUUGCAAUGAACGCUAUACUGGAUACAAGAUCUGUAUACGUGCAACAGAUGCAAUCUUGUCUUUCAUCUAUAAAUAUAUAGUGUGCAUAUAUGAAUUUCUCAGUAAGCAUGAGAAUAAACUGUUUUUUUUUAGAAAUGCCUCUAUCAAAUAGCUAUUUUCUUUGUCACUGAUUACUAUCUCUUUUACUCUCUAAUUUGUGUUAAGAUUAGAAAAAGAGGUAGGUACUAACUAGCACCAGCUUUUCUGAAAUUUGAGCUUGGAAACCAUUAGCUCUUAUUUAAUUUUGUCAAUCAUAGGACACAGAAGGCAUAGUGACCCACUACCCUUGUGAAUAUAAUUACAGCUUUACUAAUGGACAUCAAACAUAUAGUUAAAAUAAAUAGAUUAUUCUCCUUCUUUCGCCCUGUACGAACUAUAUUUCGAAUAUUUGUUGAUAUGUAUGUCUAAAAUGCUAGGUUGGGUUAGAUGUAGAGUAAUUUGUAGUGGAGUUUCGCCAACAGCUUAAAGUUAAAUCACUAGCCUAGUAUUAACAUAAUUGUGAAGUCGAAUUAACAGAUCCCUUGCCAUUUACUAUGACUUGUAAGGUAAAUGGCGCUUCAAAGAGCAGUAUGUAGGUACUCGUCCAUUUGGAGGGUAUCUAUAUACUAUAUAUUUGAAUUUUUUGAUGCUUCCAGUGGCUUAAGCUCUAUGUUUGACCACUGGGUCUACCUAUAUACCUUCCAAUUUUCCUGAAUUUAAAUUCUCUUGACUCUGAAGUUUCAAUAAACUGUACCGUCUUUAGAUAUCUACAUAAAUUUAAAUAGCACGACUAAAGUAUGGAUUUAGGAAUCGUAGUUCUGGUAGCUAGAUUUUAGUGAAGUUCUAUAAUCAACGAAGGAUCAACAUAGUAUAAUCAAACAUAGUGUUUUAUAUUGUAAAGGUACAUUGAGUGAAUGGUAACAUGAACGAAUUCCAUCAUUACUGUAUAGUACCUGGAAGAGUCAGCUAUAAAUGAAAUUAAGCUCGAGUUACAUUUUAAGGCUCGAGCAGACCGGAUGCGUAUGCGUAACCAU